ACGGAGGGAGGCUCUUAGGAAGCUCUUGCUGGGGGCCGUGCUCCUCGGCGCUCAGCGGAAAUCUUACGUGAAUGGAAGAAAUGCUUCCAAGAAAACAGCCACUAUCAGAACAGCUGUGUGACCAGGAGGAAGAGGCCAGGGUUCGGGUCCCCAGACCCUGAAGCAGAGGGAGCCCAAGGGGAGACUGGAGACAAGGUAUUUCCAGCUGUGCAGUGACUGACUAGCUGAGAACUCACACUGGAGUUCCGUUCUGCAACAAUGACCAACGAAAUGGAGUACGACUACAGCAACUACAGUGAAGAGUACCUUGACGGCUUUAACUCCAUUGUGGACUUGGAGGAGGGAGAUCCGCUGGAGGCCAACGUGACUCGGAUCUUCCUGGUGGUGAUCUACAGCCUGGUGUGCUUCCUCGGGAUCCUGGGCAAUGGUCUGGUGAUUGUCAUCGCCACCUUCAAGAUGAAGAAGACGGUGAAUACUGUGUGGUUCACCAACCUGGCAGUGGCUGACUUCCUGUUCAAUAUCUUCCUGCCGAUCCACAUCACCUACGCCGCAAUGGACUACCACUGGGUGUUCGGGAAGGCCAUGUGCAAGAUCAGUAACUUUCUGCUCAUCCACAACAUGUACACCAGCGUCUUCCUGCUGACCGUCAUCAGCUUUGACCGCUGCAUCUCGGUGCUGCUUCCUGUCUGGUCCCAGAACCACCGCAGCAUCCGCCUGGCCUACGUGACCUGUGUGGUCGUCUGGCUCUUGGCUUUCUUCUUGAGUUCCCCGUCUCUUGUGUUCCGAGACACAACCAACGUGCAUGGGAAAAUAUUCUGCUUCAACAACUUCAGCUUGUCUGCACCCCAGCACCCUGCUCACUCCCGACUGGAUCCUGUGGGGUACAGCAGGCAUGUGGUGGUCACUGUCACCCGCUUCCUCUGUGGCUUCCUGAUCCCUGUCUUCAUCAUCACAGCGUGCUAUCUCACCAUCGUCUUCAAGCUGCAGCGCAACCGCCUGGCCAAGACCAAGAAACCCUUCAAGAUCAUUGUCACCAUCAUCAUCACCUUCUUCCUGUGCUGGUGCCCCUACCACACACUCUACCUGCUGGAGCUCCACCACACAGAUGUGCCGGACUCUGUCUUCAGCCUGGGAUUGCCUCUGGCCACGGCCAUUGCCAUCGCCAACAGCUGUAUGAAUCCCAUUCUGUAUGUCUUCAUGGGCCAUGACUUCAAGAAAUUCAAGGUGGCUCUCUUCUCCCGCCUGGUCAAUGCCCUGAGCGAGGACACAGGACCCUCCUCCUAUCACAGAAGCUUCACCAAGAUGUCAUCACUGAAUGAGAAGCCCUCCAUGAAUGAGAAGGAGACCAGUGCUCUCUGAACCUUACCUGGGCAUGCCCCCACGGGUGCUGCAGCCCAGGGAUACCCAGGGACUUGUCUCCCCAUGUGGGAGACAUGGUGGGAGCCUUUUUGGCAUGCUUCAAUGCCCAGCACAUUUUGCACAGGGUAACUCAUGUUUUGGAUGGGGUUCCAGAGUGUGGACACUCUUCCAGCAAAAUGUAUGGAUGGCAGAAUAGCCUGAGCCUCUGGAGUGGGAGGUGGGGGGCAGCUUCGCUUGACUGAGAGAAGGGAACCGUUCUCUGGAGCCAAGCCCCGAGCUGUGAUCAACACACAGGCACAAGGUUUUACUGUGUGUGCCCCAAACCCAUGGCACAGUCUCUGCUGUGGGUGAAGACGCCAGCACAAACCCAUUGCAGGCCUGCUAUGGCAACGGGACAGUCAAGCCGGCAAGGCGGGCCCUGCCCCCAUAAUCCUCUGAGAUCUUGGCCUUGGAUUUCAGAUGAACUGGGGAGACCAGGACCCGAGGGGCUUUAUGGAACCCUGCUGGGGCAAGGCAGGGGUGUGGGUGGUGGUGGUGAAGAAAUGAGGGAGGGCAGAGAACCCCAAAGGAUGUGGGUGCAGAGCACCUCACAGCAUCAUACCACAGGAAGAUGGUGCUAUGGGCGGUGGAUGCUUGGGGUUUUAGGUGGCAGCCCUUUGCUUCAGCGCCUAUAAAUACUCACCUAACCCUGUAUCCUGAGUCUGGGGUGAGGGUAUCAUCACAGAAGCUCCCAGCCCAUCCCAGGCUCUCUUCUCUCCCUCCCUAAUCCCCUGAGCUCUGGCUAGGAGGGCUUACAGUGUAGCCCAGGGUAGAGGGAUGGUCUCUUCAUUAACCCCCUUCAACCUUUGCUGGAGACUGGUGAAGCUGGAGACAAAGGAGCUUUGGACUCCUGCCUCAGAAUGGCGCCCAAAGGCCUUCCGACGCUUGCCUGUGACCAGCUCAUCUGACUCCUCCCCGAAUCGCACUUUCCAGGUGUGGCAUCACAGCCCUGUGGGCAGCCCAUCACCAGGCUUUCCUCCCAAAAUCAGACACUAUCGCCUGGCAGGGAAGUGACUCACCCAACACCACACACAGCAACGAAGCCCAGAGCCCAGCUCCGCCUAGGUGACUUCUUUCCCUCAGUGGCCUGCAGUUACUCAACGUUUCGAUGCACGUUAAGCCUUUCACGUGUGUCUUCUCAUUUAUUCUUCACAGAAACCCUGAGUCAGGUCCUAUCCAUAUGAGGAAUCAGAGGCUCCCAAAGGUUAAGUAGUUGACCCAAGGGGACCCAGUUAGAUGCCGGUAGGAUCUGGAUUCAAACCUCAGUUUGCCUGGCUCAAAGGAGGAUGUAUCAUCAGAAAGAAACUAGUGGGUUUGGGGUUUUAGCCAUAAAUGCUGUUUUUUUUUCAGUGGAUCCGUGUGAAUAUCUUAAUAGUCUUCAUAAAGCCUUGCUUGUUGUUUUCAGA
Psammomys obesus (fat sand rat) is the source of this 2804-nucleotide messenger RNA. It is a transcript of the gene Cmklr1, whose product is annotated as chemerin chemokine-like receptor 1. The coding region runs from base 259 to 1359 and encodes 366 amino acids. The record is from RefSeq and is a predicted model, not a curated record. Gene Ontology annotation, molecular function: G protein-coupled receptor activity; complement receptor activity. The transcript is spliced from 3 exons. Lineage: Eukaryota; Metazoa; Chordata; Mammalia; Rodentia; Muridae. Gene Ontology annotation, biological process: phospholipase C-activating G protein-coupled receptor signaling pathway; inflammatory response; regulation of calcium-mediated signaling. Gene Ontology annotation, cellular component: plasma membrane.